Messenger RNA from Filobasidium floriforme, 596 nucleotides. RefSeq lists its product as uncharacterized. NCBI's taxonomy places the organism in Eukaryota, Fungi, Basidiomycota, Tremellomycetes, Filobasidiales, Filobasidiaceae. Bases 108 to 467 code for a protein of 119 amino acids. The transcript has a single exon. The record is from RefSeq and is a predicted model, not a curated record.
UCGGACACGGUUUCAAUCGCCCAGAUGGGAUACGAGGACUCGGCAAAAGAACCAGGAACCCCAUUUCUCAAAUGAGAGGGCGUGCUCGAGCUUGUCCACGCUAAGGUAUGUCAGGCUGUUCAGAAGUAUGUCUUGGUCUGUCGUUGAUGGAGACACAUCUGGAACAGAACUCGCCGGUCAAUGUUUCAACGCAAGUGAAGCAGAGCUUUGUCAAGCUUUGUUUCACGGUUCCCGAUAUUGCUGCGACGGUCAAGCGUUUGAAAAGCCAGGGUGCCAAGUUCUUGCUCGAGCUAGAGGACAGGGACACCGAGGGUGUCUGCUGCAAGUUCUUAGGAUGCGAUCAUCCCGAUAAUGGAAAAGACAGGAUGUUAUGGGACGCGGCUGAAGGCGUCGCGUUUGUGGAAGAUCCCAACGGGUAUCUGGUUGAAAUAGUUGCGAUGGACCCGACGGUGGUGGUUGUCAAGUAAGAUGAUUCGUAAUGCACCUGAUGCCUGUUAUCAUGCAUAUCUGCCGAAGCAAUCUAUUCCUUCCAACAUUCACGUCUUCAGCCGAAGCCCGAGUCCCAGAACUUGGCUUCUGUACUUCUGUCGAGGUCG